Messenger RNA from Pocillopora damicornis (cauliflower coral), 3405 nucleotides. RefSeq lists its product as uncharacterized. Lineage: Eukaryota; Metazoa; Cnidaria; Anthozoa; Scleractinia; Pocilloporidae. The record is from RefSeq and is a predicted model, not a curated record.
GUUAGAAAAAGAGACAAACAUGACAUCAUGGUAAUCACCAACACACCGAGAACUAUGUUCGGUUUAUAUACGUUGGGUAGUUAAUUGGUGCCGUUAGAGUGGUGUCCCCAUAGACAUCGUUUAUAUAAAGGAGGAAUCACUGGAUGCACGUUCUAGUAAGAAUUUGGGUCAGCAUGGGUGUAUUCACGUUCCACCACACAAUGUGGGCAUGUAUUUUGCACUGUUUCGUGGUUACACUGGGUAGCACAAUUUCCGCUACAACAGCUACGGCCUCUGGAUUAUCUCUGAGAGAUUUUGACAAGGUGGAUAAAUUUGUCCCGGAAUCGAUAUCAGGAAAACAAAGGAUGACAAUACCGCAUUUUUUACAAAAGUUUAACGGAGAUUAUUCACUGAGUUCUGCUUUGAGAUUGCCGUUAAAGCACAGGAUAAUUUCACAGAAGUCAAACGCUUCGAAAACACAGUUGCAUCAUCCUUCAGGUAAGAAUUCAUUGCCUUUCUACAAGGUGAAGCAAGAAGUUAACGGCAGGUUACAAAAUGGGUAUGACAAUAAGCAAAUGCAAGACCUUGGACACCAGAGAGGAAGGAAUGGCUAUAAUAAUACCAGUAACACCCACAAAGCACUUGAAAUGGUAGGACCACCUCUUACCCUCAAUGCUCAAUUGAAAGGGCGCAAUACACCUCACAAUGGUAGGAUGGGGGAGUUGUUUCACUCAUCAAAAGGUCCUGUUAUACCAACCGCAAGGGUUGUGGGAAGAAAACCAAAGAAAGACAGUCCUCUCACGAAUUACAGCAACAAAAGAUUGCCUCUCACAAAGCAAUUGAAGGACGCAUCAGCUCUAAGAGAGAAGACGCCUUUAGACGAAGAAAUAAUCGUGAUGGGAGCGCCAUUAAUAUUCUCUAGAGGAAAUAAAAAUGUUCUCACCAUCUCAAAACAUACGGAAGGAAAUGCAAGUAACAUUUUUCGGAAUAGAACUACUUCCUUUCAUCAGAAAGCUUAUACCCCUCAGAAAAUUCAAAGAGUGAAUAAGACAAAUACGUCUCUGAAUCAGUUGGCUUUGCAUACCAAUACGACACUUAGAAAUGACAAGGAGAGUAGUUUAGCAAUGAGUCCUAAAAACAUCCAAAAUCACACCCCUUCUGCUGGGAGUUUCCACAAACAAGAAAAUAAUAAAAUGGAAAAUCUCUUGAGACACAACCGAAAUAAAACUUCAAAUCAAAGCGGAAGUCAUAAAGAAACAUUUGGAAAUAGAACAGUAGCAAUCGCAGGUAAUUUUCUUCCUAAUAACGUAAGUUUAAAGCAUCUUGACUCGGCUUACUUUGACAAACAAACAUAUUCUAAAAGUGGGAAUCAACUCCAGAGCAUAGAACAGAAACAAACAGACUUUAACUAUGAGACUGAACAGGGCUCUAAUGCUAUUAUUAAAGAAGAAAGCCUUGGUAAUAAUACUUCUGGUCACCAAGAAUACAACGCAAAAGAAAAUCACGGCAGUGAAGAAACCAACUCCAUAUCCACAGAUAAGGUUGGUUACGGACAAGAAAACCUUCCACCUUUUCCUGAAGAAAAUCCUGAGGAAGGAGAAGCGGAUGGUCAGUUUCAAGGUAAAGCGAUAACCCCAGCUUCAAACCAGAGGUACAUGCCAGUUGAUGACUUUGGAUCCCCUUUUUAUGGAAACGAGACAGACGAGUACUUUCAGCGAGACGCCCUUGCCGCUCACAACAGGUAUCGAGCCUUACACAAUGCUCCUCCUCUGCAACUAAGCCAAGAGCUGUCCGCGGAGGCUGAAAAGUUUGCCAAAAAACUAGCUAGAAUGGGUGUUGCGCAGCAUGAACUAAACCGUAACCUUCGGAAGGAGAGUGAAGGUGAUAAUGUGGCAAGAGGAUGCAGCGAGUGGGGAGGAUUGACAUCUGCUGGAGCUGUCCAUAGAUGGUAUAGCCAAGUCUGUUAUUUUAACUGGAGCAAGAGCGCCAUUCAACCCGAAGCCAAGAAUUUCAUGCAGUUAAUAUGGAAAGGAACCAGUCACAUGGGAAUAGGAAGGGCAUUUGGCAAACGCCGUGGCCUACCCUGCACUUUCAUCGUAGCACGCUACAGACCUGGUGUGAUGAAUGCAUUCGAAAUGGACAGUAACGUAGAUAAGGGUUCAUUCCUGUCUUCAUAUUGUAAUGCGGAUAAGGACGAAGGCUUAAUGUCAACAGGAUAUCCAAGUACAUUUUUCCAGGAGGGAGCUACUAAACAAGAUAACCAACCAUUUCCUGAAGCUCAACCUCUUGGUAGUUUCCAAUACACCGCAGUUCCUCCAAGUAGCGUAUCGUUCGUCCCUCUGGGUCCAUGGGAAAAAAUUAUGGAUACACAAGAUGUGCGAGACUUAUCGCGGGUACAACCCAACACCAAGACACUUUACAGUUUGUCACCUCGUGUAAAUUUACCAGAAGCUACCCUUGACGACGAUAUGGACAAUGAGGAUGAUGCCUCGAUCACGGGAGAUGAUGAUGACUGGAGGAGGACAUAUAAGUCACCCACGGAUAAUGAUGACAUAGUCAUUGAUGCAAAGAAGUCUACAAUAAAGAAGACAGAAAAAACCUCUCGAAGAAAGGAAUGAACAUUAAAGGCAAAGACAGUUUAAUAUACACUAAAUGUAUGGUCCCAAGGGAAACAGUUUUUGUUUCGAGGGAAAACAAAACUAACUAGUUUCCCGCGGGAUCAUACAUUAAGUGCUUUGUUAUAUAUUUAGACUUUCCCUCAAACAAUCAUAUGGCAAAAACAAACAAACAAAAACCGCACAACUUCUUUACUAACAAUCGUCAAUCCUGCUGAAUGAAUAAGUCCUAACUUAACUUCAAAUGUUUCGAAGUACAUGGAAAAGUAAAACAUGCUUUUUAUAACCUCAAUAAGGAAUACAAAAUCAUUUGGAAUUGUAACAAUUGAAGGUAACAUUUGCUCCAGAAUAAACUUUAAUAUUGUUUUAUUCGGCGCGCGGGCAACAACUGCGCAAUUGUAUCCCGGUCGGGAUCUAUUUGAAGUUGAUCAGUAGCACGUGACCAAGAAUCAACCAAUCACCGUGCUCGUUUUGUUGGGGAAAGUCUAGGUAUAUAACAACAACAAUUAUGACCGUACUGGAGCCCUUAUGAUCACGUGGUUAGCUAGGCGUCAAAACAUUCUAAAUUUGUUCACAAGUGAUCUCUUAAAUCAUCACUAAGAUUUUAUUCUUUUGCUAGGCAUAAUAUUCAAGGAGCAAACUUUCGCCAUGGGCCAAAUUUGAUUCCAAACCUAUACGACAGAAACUUUCAACUCCCUCAAAGGAAUCCUAUCAAAACCUUUAUAUUACUUACCUCUGAGGUUAUAGCGGCAGGCUGUAGACUACAUUGUACGUUAACAUGCUCUAAAUUAAAUAAGUGAAAGAAACUGUG